AUGACCGCCGAGGAAGUCUCAGAAAGCGACGUCCUCCUCGCUCGGCGCAUCAUCUCCGCCGCGGCGCGCCACGACGUAGCCGCUCUGGAGGUCCUUCUCAAAGGAGGGUCGGCGAAUGUGCAGGAUGCCACGGCGCCGGUGGCAUCGUCGCCACUGCACGCUGCAGUCGCGGCGUGUGGAGACGUCAACGCCGAGGGUGUGGGUGAGGGUGGGAAAGAGACUGCGGGCGACGACGACGCGGCGGUCAGGACGGUGGAGUUGUUGCUCGAGAACGGGGCCAUUUGGAACGAUCUGAACAGCCAGGAUGAGACGCCCGGGUGCAUUGCGCUACGGCUGGGCCAGAGGAGGAUCUACGAUAUGAUGGUGGACGCGGGUGUGAGGGCUGAGCUUCUGUUUUCUAAGAUGGCCAGCCUGGGGCUGGACGAGGACGAGGACGAGGCCGAGGGUGAUGAAGAUGAGGAUGAGGAUGAACACGAAGACGACGAUGGCAGCAACGACGGAGCGCCUGCGUCCAAGAGACAGAAACUCUCCAACGGGGCAACCCAAGCGGUCGAGGACCAAGCCGUCGAAGAGAAGAAAGUCCUCGACGACGUCUCGCUCGACAACCGCGCGUACCUGAAAAGCCAACUCCGGUACAAGCCCGGGAUCUUGCUCGACGAAUCCGACAACGCCGUGAUGAUGGACUGGGAGACGCAGAUCAUGCAGCGCCACGCCUCCUCCCUGAUCCCCGCUCCAGACCUCAAGGUCAUGAACGUCGGCCACGGCAUGGGCAUCGUCGACACGGCGAUCCAAACGCACCAUCCACGAGAACACCACAUCGUCGAGGCGCAUCCGCAGGUUCUCCAGCGGCUGCGCGACCAGGGGUGGUACGAGAGGCCCAACGUCACCAUCCACGAAGGCAGGUGGCAGGAUGUCCUCCCCGGCUUGGUCGAGAAGGGUACCCUGCAGCUCGACGCGAUUUACUACGACACCUUUGCCGAAGACUACGCCGCUCUGCGCGAGUUUUUCUCCGAAUAUGUCGUCCAACUUCUAAGUCCCCAGGGUAGAUUCGGGUGGUACAACGGACUCGGCGCGGAUCGGCAGAUUUGCUACGACGUCUACACCAAGGUUGCAGAAAUCGAUCUCCGCCAAGCUGGAUUCGACACCGCGUGGGAAGACAUCGCCGUCCCCGCCGGCCUCCACGGCAGUAAGGCAUGGGAAGGGACGAGGAGGCCGUACUGGACCAUCGACGUCUAUCGAUUGCCCGUGAACACAUUCGCCAAGUGA
Molecule: messenger RNA, 1266 nt
Organism: Fonsecaea multimorphosa CBS 102226
Lineage: Eukaryota; Fungi; Ascomycota; Eurotiomycetes; Chaetothyriales; Herpotrichiellaceae
Exons: 2
Coding region: 1-1266 (421 amino acids)
Biological process (GO): peptidyl-arginine methylation
Cellular component (GO): nucleus; cytoplasm
Molecular function (GO): protein arginine N5-methyltransferase activity
Source: RefSeq, a predicted model, not a curated record